This is a messenger RNA of Branchiostoma belcheri (Belcher's lancelet), 821 nucleotides long. RefSeq lists its product as uncharacterized. Bases 63 to 821 code for a protein of 252 amino acids. Lineage: Eukaryota; Metazoa; Chordata; Leptocardii; Amphioxiformes; Branchiostomatidae. The record is from RefSeq and is a predicted model, not a curated record. The transcript is spliced from 2 exons.
CGUGCGCAGCUCUAAAGUUCGCCCCUCUCAGUCUCAGAUAAGGAAGUGGUACUAGCGGUGGUAUGUCGGCUAAGAUGUCGUCGUGGUGGAGUCUUGCUGUUGUCGUCUGCGUUUUUCUGACGUCGUCGAACGUCGCCGACGCAAAGCCGAUCGUCGUUGUCGAAGAGAUUCUUUCCCCUGACGUUCAAGAAGACGUGUUCCCGCCAGCUUACGUCGACACCGCCGCAAAAGACGACGGCAACGCCAGGAAAGCGUUGCUAGACAAGCCGCAGGGAAUCGACAACACCAUCCUCUCGCCUGGCCAAGACCGGUCCUGGGAGGACCCCAACAGAAUCGGCGCUGGAAAGGAGGAUUCCUGGGAGGAUUUUAACAGCCUCGGCGGAGGGUUCGACGUCGGGAACGAGCUGUACCCACCGUCCCAGUUUGAAGAUGACGAUGACAGCGACGUUUUUGGAGGACAGUUAGCGGAACAAACGACGCCCCCUCCCCCGCCGCCGCCUGUUCGUCCGCACCUCUCGCUACUGACCCUAGCAGAGAAGAUCAAGAAGCUGGAGCGGCGUAUGACCGCACGGAGAGCCGACAUCUCCAGGCAGGUGGACAAGGAGUCCCGCAGGAGGAAGGAGCUGGAACUCGUCAUCAGAAGACAGGGUAAGCUGAUCCGCGAGCUCCGUGUGAAGAACAAGUUUCUGCGAGACAUGGUGCAGAACCAGGAGGACAUCCUGGAGGAUCUGCGGGAGGAGGAGGAGCAGGAGGCAGAGGCGGUGGCCAGGAACCCCACACCCAGCUCCCGGUUUAACAGGGCUGCCUGGCGGAGGAACUGA